AAACAGCUAUAUACGCGUCAGUUGCACAACGUUCUAUAACGAAUUCGGAGACGGAUAACGAGGAUAGCAACGAACGAAUCUUUAUUGACGCAAAAGAAGACUCCGAUUGUGACAAAGAACAAGAAAGAAUAAAAAAAUUAAAAAGGGAAGCAACCGCUAACAUGGACAACUUAAUAGAAGCUCUC
Molecule: messenger RNA, 185 nt
Organism: Ambispora gerdemannii
Lineage: Eukaryota; Fungi; Glomeromycota; Glomeromycetes; Archaeosporales; Ambisporaceae
Source: the annotation of a GenBank genome assembly